This is a messenger RNA of Bicyclus anynana (squinting bush brown), 485 nucleotides long. RefSeq names its product cytochrome c oxidase assembly factor 5. The transcript has 3 exons. Gene Ontology annotation, biological process: mitochondrial respiratory chain complex IV assembly. Lineage: Eukaryota; Metazoa; Arthropoda; Insecta; Lepidoptera; Nymphalidae. Bases 144 to 389 code for a protein of 81 amino acids. The record is from RefSeq and is a predicted model, not a curated record. Gene Ontology annotation, cellular component: mitochondrion.
UUUGUCAAUGUCAACCAAUUACCAAGUGUCAAAUACAAAUUGAUAAAAAAAAAAAAAAAAAAAUCUAUAAUUUUUACCAAUAAGUAAUAAAUGUUAUAAUAAUAUAAAAUAAUUCAAAUACGAUACGUUAUUACGAUUAAAAGAUGAUAACUUACGCUCCGGAUGAAUUAGGAUUAGCCGACUCGUCUUCCUGCGCAGCGAUACGCGCCGAUCUUAAAAUGUGUUUACUAAACAGCGACUGCUGUAAAAAGGAUAAAAAGACUCCCCGUGAUUGUUUAAAAUCAGGAAAUUGUCCAACAGAAUGUGUGCAGUUGAGGACCACCUUCUUUGAAUGCAAAAGAUCUUUGCUUGAUGCAAGAAGAAGGUUUAGGGGGCACAAAGGCUACUAAAUUAAUUAUUUUAACUAAUUUUAGAAUAGCUUAGAAAUAAUUGAUGAAAAAGUAUUUGUUUUAUAUUGUUAUCAUAAAUAAAUUGUUGAUUGAUUA